Messenger RNA from Quercus robur (English oak), 2196 nucleotides. RefSeq lists its product as uncharacterized. The transcript is spliced from 2 exons. The coding region runs from base 1 to 2196 and encodes 731 amino acids. The record is from RefSeq and is a predicted model, not a curated record. Lineage: Eukaryota; Viridiplantae; Streptophyta; Magnoliopsida; Fagales; Fagaceae.
AUGAAGCUGCGGCUCCAGCAGGUUCAGCAAGCUCAACAGGAAGAAAACCGAUCCAAGGGUAACAUGGAGGGAGAGGGGGAUAGCCAACGGAGGGAAACCCCUCGGAGACCAACAACUCCGGACGAACAGAACUCAGAUCUUCUUCGGGAAAUGAGGAAAGAGAUGGACGAACUAAGGAGCGCUAUCAAAGAAAAGACAGACCGGAGUGUGGACAAAAUGAUAAGGGCUACAGAUUCGCCCUUCACUGCAGCGGUGCUUGAUUGCCCCGUGCCGUCGAAGUUUCGCCUACCUCAAUUAGAACCAUUCGACGGACUGAAGGACCCUCAGGAUCAUCUUAAUACCUUUAAGACGACUCUGGGUCUUCAGCAACCACCUGACGAAAUAUUGUGUCGUUCCUUCCCUACGACUCUCAAAGGAGCUGCAAGAGAGUGGUUUACUAAGUUGCCAAACUCGUCCAUAGACAAAUUCGAUCAGCUGAGUAGUGCUUUCUUACGCCACUUCAUAGGGGGACAACGCCCAAGGAGACCAGUAGAUUACUUACUCAUCAUAAGACAGGGAGAGAAGGAGACCCUGAGGUCAUAUGUCAAGCGAUUCACCCGAGAAACUCUGGAAGUGGACGAAGCUGAUGACAAGGUGCAGCUGACGACCUUCAAAGCAGGGUUGAGAUCCAGAGACCUUGUGGCCUCUCUUGCCAAAAACCCCCCGAAGACAAUGGCCGAGAUGCUCCUGAAGGCACAAAAGUACAUGAACGCGGAAGAUGCUCUAGCUGCCAUAAAAGGUACUGAGAGGCUAGGAGACAAGUCCAAAGGGGAAGACGACCGCAGAGGGCAAAAAAGAGAUCGACCAGAACGUCGGAACAAUGACGGGAAUAGAAGGAGAGACGACAAAAAUCCUCGUCAGGUAAAAUUUACUCCUUUAGUUAUGCUUGUUGACAAGAUUUUCACGCAGAUCAAGGACGAGCAUUAUCUCAAAUGGCCCAGGCCUCUACACUCGUCCCCCAACGUACGUGACAAGAAUAAGUAUUGCCGGUUCCAUAGAGACCACGGCCACAACACAGAAGAUUGCAGAGACCUGAAGGAACAAAUAGAGGAAUUAAUACGGAAAGGAAAGUUACAAAAGUAUGUAAAGAAAGGAGAAUACAGCAAGUUCAGAGACGAAGACAGGACCCAACAUGAAUCCUUCACUCGGGAUGACGACCAUACGUCCCAACCUCCACGCAAAGUGAUCGGGGAGAUAAACACGAUCACGGGAGGACCAUCCUCAGGAGGGUCAUUUAGAUCACUUAGAAAAGCAUACCACAGACAGGUGAACAACGUCCACACCAUGCCUCCGUCCAAGUACCGACGAACAUACCAAGACAUGUCCUUUAAUGAAGGAGACGCCAGGGGAGUGAAGCAGCCUCACAACGAUCCCCUGGUCAUAGUGCUGAAUAUAGAAGGGUUCAAUACCAGAAGGAUCCUUGUUAAUAACGGGAGCUCAGCAGAUAUCAUCUACCUCCCAGCCUUCCAGCAAUUGAAGUUAGAUCCAAAAAGGCUUCGUCCUUUCGAAUCUCCGUUUGUCAGUUUCAGUGGAGACAGGGUCUACCCCAGGGGUAUAGUGACUCUGACGGUGACAGCAGGGGCCUAUCCAUUGCAGCUGACCAAACAAGUAGACUUCCUGAGAGGAAUAGAAGCCAAUCCAGAAAAAGUACAAGCUAUCAUUGACAUGGCCUCACCCAAGACCGUCAAGGAUGUACAAAAACUUACAGGAAGGAUAGCAGCUCUAAAUAGGUUCGUCUCUAGGGCCACAGACAAAUGCCUGCCCUUUUUCAAAACCCUCAAGCAGGCUUUUGCUUGGACCGACGAAUGCGAAGCAGCGUUCCAAGAGCUGAAGCGAUAUCUGAGCAGUCCACCUCUCCUGAGCCCGUCCAAAGGAGGGGAGAACCUAUACUUGUACCUGGCGGUGUCAGCCUCGGCAGUAAGCGCAGCCUUGAUUAGAGAAGAAGGCAAGAAGCAACUCCCGGUGUACUACGUCAGUCAAGCCUUUCAAGGAGCCGAGUUCAGGUACCCAAGGAUCGAAAAGAUUGCGUUUGCGCUUAUAAUAGCCUCGCGCAAGCUCAGGCCGUAUUUCCAGUCAAAUCCUAUCCUUGUGAUGACGGAUCAGCCAAUUAAGAAAUCAAUGAACAAACCGGAAGCAGCAGGAAGAAUGGUCCAAUAG